Molecule: messenger RNA, 447 nt
Organism: Aspergillus vadensis CBS 113365
Lineage: Eukaryota; Fungi; Ascomycota; Eurotiomycetes; Eurotiales; Aspergillaceae
Exons: 5
Coding region: 1-447 (148 amino acids)
Source: RefSeq, a predicted model, not a curated record
AUGCCAUCAGAUUGCAACACCGGAACUCCUAGGUCUCACGAAGAACAUGGAGAUUGCGGUCGCGGUGGUCGCGGUGGUGACCGUGACCGUGGUGGACGCGGUGGCUGGAGACCCAGAAGAUGCCGGUUCUGUGGCCGCGGGGGCCAUUUGAUCGCAAACUGCUACCUAUACCGCGGGAUAGAGAUACUGGGAGCCAGACGCGUUGCGAUCGAAUGGCAACAGAGGCUUCAGCGCCGCCGCUACCGUCACGGUCAGCAGUACAGGCACCAGAACAGCAGCUACCAAGGCCACCAUCACCAAGAUCACCACAACCACCACCAGCAGCAACACCACCAGCACCACCAGCAGGCCCAACAGCAGCAGGCCCAACAGCAAGCGCAGGAGCACUUGGAACUACGAGAAGAGCAGGGACAGCGGGGCCAGCAGCAGAGACAGGAAAGACAGUAG